This is a messenger RNA of Spinacia oleracea (spinach), 1352 nucleotides long. RefSeq names its product GDSL esterase/lipase 5. Bases 70 to 1188 code for a protein of 372 amino acids. NCBI's taxonomy places the organism in Eukaryota, Viridiplantae, Streptophyta, Magnoliopsida, Caryophyllales, Amaranthaceae. The transcript has 5 exons. The record is from RefSeq and is a predicted model, not a curated record. Gene Ontology annotation, molecular function: lipase activity.
GUGGGGCAUUGCAACUUCCCACACUUAAAUAACUUAACCAAACAAGAGCACCAAAAAUCAAUUCUAGCCAUGUUAUUGGAAAGCCUAAUAUCUCUCAUUUAUUUUUUGCUAAUUUCUUUUCCCUCAAACAUUAAUUGCCUCAUAUCAUCCAAUCAUCAUAAACACCAUCCACCAACUUCUUUGUUCAUCUUUGGGGACUCUAUAUUAGAUGUUGGCAACAACAACUAUAUCAACACCUCAACUCUUGACCAAGCUAACUUUUGGCCUUAUGGUGUCACUUUCUUCCACCAUCCAACCGGACGUUUCUCCGAUGGCCGUGUCAUUUCCGACUUUAUUGCGGAGCGUGCGAAUCUUCCUUCGAUUCCACCGUAUCUUCAACCGGGAAAAUGGAGAUUUUACGACGGAGUUAACUUUGCAUCUGCCGGAGGUGGUGCUCUUGUAGGAACCUUCAAAGGAUAUGUUAUAGACCUCCAUAUGCAGGUAAAACACUACAAGACGGUGGAAAAAUGGUUAAAAAACAAACUAGGAAAUGUGAAAGCAAAGACGAAGUUGGAAAGGAGUGUGUAUUUGUUUAGUAUUGGCACAAAUGAUUACAUGAGCCUUUUCUUGACAAAUUCAUCUACUCAUCUUACUCACAACAAAUCUCAAUAUGUUAGUAUGGUCAUCAACAACAUCACUUCUGUGGUCAAUGAAAUAUACAAGACAGGUGGGAGAAAAUUCGGGUUUCUAAACCUGCCACCAGUUGGUUGUUUUCCUGCACUUAGAAUGUUAAAUCCACAAGGAAAUGACGAGUGCCAGACGGAAGUUUCAAGUUACAUUAAGCUGCAUAACAAAGCAAUUUCUAUAGCCUUAAAAGACCUAGCUAAGGAUUUACCAGGCUUCAAAUUUGCACUUUUCGAUUAUUAUACUAGUACCUUGCAAAGAGUUAACCACCCUUCCAAAUUUGGGUACAAGGAGGGGAAGACGGCAUGUUGUGGGACAGGGAGAUUCCGGGGGGUGUCGAGCUGCGGAGGAAGACGGCCGGUAAAAGAGUAUGAGUUGUGCAAGAAUAUAAAUGACCAUAUAUUUUGGGAUUCAUUGCAUUACACGGAGAAGGCUUCUAAGCAAAUUACAGAUGAAAUGUGGAGCAACAUUAAUUAUAUUCAUGGUUCAUACACCAUCAAGGAUCUAUUCCAUUUACCAUCAUAAUUAUUAAUUCUUGUAAGUUAAAACUCCUUCCUAAUUGAUUUCCUAAUUGAUUAUUGGGAGGGUACAUAUAAUUUGUAAUGAGGAUGCUUCACCAUGGAAGUAAUUCCGCGUGAUCAAUGUAUUAUAGGUUUAUUAUUUAUAUUUAUACUACUCGUAGUUUGUGA